This is a messenger RNA of Rana temporaria (common frog), 1610 nucleotides long. Its product is annotated as pulmonary surfactant-associated protein D-like. Bases 95 to 856 code for a protein of 253 amino acids. The transcript has 5 exons. The record is from RefSeq and is a predicted model, not a curated record. NCBI's taxonomy places the organism in Eukaryota, Metazoa, Chordata, Amphibia, Anura, Ranidae.
CGUAAACCAGUAUUGUAUCAAUAUAUAUAGAGGCAUGUUGGAGCUAUUGCACUACUCCUGAUUCAGAUUUCUACGUGUGCAAGUUGACUAAAAAAUGUGGAAUAUACAAAUUGUGAAGGUUCUUGGUGUUCUUUUGCUCCAUGUAGCUUUAGUGACACCAGGCACACAAGUGUGCUAUGACUCAAAUGAGAAUGCCUACUCUAUUAUCACAUGUGGAGCUCCUGGAAAGAAUGGCAAAAACGGGAUAAAUGGAGAAAGAGGGGAAAAGGGAGAAACAGGGCCAGCAGGACCACGGGGACUUCCAGGAUCACAGGGACCUGCAGGGCCAUCUGGAGCACCUGGACCAAGAGGAGAACAGGGGCCACCAGGAGCAAAAGGAGAGAGUGGAGACAGCGCAAAUUUAGCACUUGAAGAUCUUAAAAAGCGAAUCUUGGAUUUGGAAAGACAACUUCUAUCAUUAUUGGAACAACAGAAUAAAGGUUUACCAAAGGGACGAGCCAUAAGCGGUAAAAAAAUAUAUAUUUCAGAUGGUACUACAGCCACCUAUGAUGAAGCCAUAACCAUUUGUAAAAAAGCCGGAGGUCAGCUGGCCACACCGCAAAACUCAGCAGAGAAUAAUGCUAUUUUUACCAUCCGCAACCAAUUUAGCAUAUAUGCAGUCCUUGGUAUGAACGACAAACAGAAACAGGGAACUUUCCGAUAUCUCAAUGGCGCGGUCAUCUCCUAUCAGAACUGGGAUUCCGGAGAACCCAAUAAUUAUAGGGGAAUAAACGAGGACUGCGUAGAGAUGCGUGAGAGUGGAGGAUGGAAUGACUACCCUUGUGAAUCCCAAAAACUUGUCAUUUGUGAGUUCUAAAUCCUCAGAAAUUCCAUAGCCUUACCCACUGUGAUUAUGGAUCUGGUGAAACUCUCAGCUUCUGAAGUGACCAUGUUUACCUUAAUUCCCUACUCACCCCAACUCUCGUUAUUUCUUAUAUUCAUCUUCCCUUAACUUACCCUCUGAAGGAAGCCUUAUGUGAUAUCCAAUGUGGCCAGGUUGGAGAUUGCACAAAGCUUAGGACUCUCCUCUCUGUGAGGCUUUGUGACUGGUUGCAUAGGCACCCAAUGGGUGAAAAGGAUGCGAGUCCCAGGCUUACAAAUACCUGGAAUCUGGAAGUACCUGGAAGUAUUACUUUAUAUUAGUAAUAUUUUGUAAUACUAAACAUUUGCAAAAAUUAACUAACAAGAAAUAAAAGCAUUUCCAAAAACUUGCUCAUGAAAAUAUUAAACAAACAAAAACACAAUUAUGUUAGUUUGCAGAUCGGUGGGGUCCUGGUUCUCAAAUUUCCAUGCUUGUUCUACAUCAGAAGCUCAGAAAGUUCUGGAGCCAGACGCAGCCAGGCCAUGUACAGUAUUUUCGAAAGGAUAUCAGCAAUGGAUGUCUUUAUAUUUCUAUCUAUAUAUUUCUUAACAUCUUCCUUACAAGACUCAGAUCCUAGUUUCUUCAAAUAAUUACCAAACAUAAUCAGUUUUUAUAAAUGCGAGUAAUAAUUCUUUUGAUUUUCUAAAAAAUGUAUCUUUGAUUAUAUGAACAAAAAAUUAUAUUAAAAAAAAAAUCCUUCAUACUCAAA